CAAAUUCCUAUUCACAAAUUACAAAUAUUAACAACUCAAUUUUUCUACCCUUCGCCGGAAAAUUCAAAAUUCAGCUCAAAAUUAUGGAGGUACAUAAACGGAAAUAUAUACACGACGGAGAGAUCGAAGCAAAAAAGCAAAUUAAAACGGAGAAAAACGAUGGAACGGCGGCAUCGGUGACGGCGGCGGUGGAGGACGAAGAAGUGGAGGAGUUCUACGCUAUACUGCGGAGAAUACGUGUGGCGGUGAAGUAUUUCGAGAAGGGAAACGCCGAGGGCGGUGGUGCCGGGAGAAAUCUGACGGCGGCGAAGCCGUGGAGUCCGAAUUUCCGGCAGGAGGAUUUUAAACGGGCUGUUGACGGCGUUAAAGAGAGAGAAAGCGUGGAAGAUAAUGCGGGUUUGGAUCUUAACACUGACCCGGUUACUGAUCCGAAUUCAGAAGCCAAUUAAUUUAAUUUUUUUUUGGCUUAACUAUUAGGGGAUUUCCAGAUAACUUAUAAAAUUAUAAUAAUUUGAUAAUAUGUUUUUUAUUUCAUUUUUAUUGGAUCGAAUUAUUUUUAUUUAUUUUUUAUGGUUAAUUAUUAGGAGUAUUUUGAGUCUUAAUA
Messenger RNA from Solanum stenotomum, 604 nucleotides. Its product is annotated as protein NEGATIVE REGULATOR OF RESISTANCE-like. Gene Ontology annotation, biological process: regulation of systemic acquired resistance. NCBI's taxonomy places the organism in Eukaryota, Viridiplantae, Streptophyta, Magnoliopsida, Solanales, Solanaceae. The record is from RefSeq and is a predicted model, not a curated record. The transcript has a single exon. The coding region runs from base 84 to 449 and encodes 121 amino acids.